Paramuricea clavata is the source of this 856-nucleotide messenger RNA. The record is from the annotation of a GenBank genome assembly. Lineage: Eukaryota; Metazoa; Cnidaria; Anthozoa; Malacalcyonacea; Plexauridae.
AUGAAAGCUCUUAUAAAUAAGGCAUCGCAGUCGGCCUCGGCCAGGAAAAUUGGUGAAAUUAGUGACAUUUUAGUGCUUACAGUGAACGAAAAUAAAGUAAGUGGCUAUCGUUUUACUGAUAUUUCGAUCCUGUGCUCCAUUAUACCAAAUGUUGCCAUGCAACUGACAUUGAUGGAUGACAGUUUAAAACGAAUGGGUUGUGCUUAAUGUCUCUUUCUCACAUAUAAGUCGUGUGAAUGGACUGAAACAUUUUAUACUUCAGAGAGGGAUGGCUAUUUUGUACAUAAAUCGAAGAAUGGUAUAUGCAAUGAGGUUAAUUGAUCGUGGACAAUCUUCAAUGGCUCGGUUUUGUUCUACCAAGAACAUGCCGCCACCGGUUGGCUCAAAGUCAUUUACAGUAAGUAGCGCAGUAGCGCACAAAAGCGAUACUGCGUGCUGCAAUAAAGGAUGCAGAACAGAAAUCUACAACUCCAAGACUGAGGACGGUGAAGACAUUUUGGAAACUGCUGUUUCAUGCGAUGGAACAUGGCGAAGAAGGGGAUUUACCUCAUUGCACGGAUGCGUAACCGUCAUUUCCAUGGAAAAUGGACAAAUGUUGGAUGUAGAACCUUUGAGCAAGGUCUCCAAAGCAUGCAAGAAGCAAGUAUUGAAGUCUUCAAAGCCCUUGGUCAUAAAUUUAGGAGCUUGUUGUGUUGCUGGAGUAAGGGAAGCCGAUCGACUUUGUGUUACGAAAUCUAACCACAAGGCGGAGGAGAAGAGUAAAGUGCAGAGAAAGGUCAUCACGGGCAGAAAUAAGAGGAAAGGUGACAAGAAUGAAGUAGAAGAGGGAAAAACAUAUGCAGCAGGUUCAUUUUAA